CUUCAAAGCCACAAAAGCCACGAUGAUGAAGAGUUAUUCUCAAAAAGGCAUCGGAAACAUUAAAGGGAAUUUUUCCUCAGGCGACCUUUAUAUAGAAGCGCACCUUUCUUGUCAGGGGCGCACUAGCUGCAAAUAGUUUAUAUAGUAUAUUUGCGAAAUGAUUACGUUGACCGUUGCGCAGAUCUUCAGAAUCGAAAAGACGCAGCUGCUACAGACCUAAGACUUUGAGCAAGCAAUCUCCAGACUGGGGUAGCAGACCGCUCUUUCGGAAUAGUCUAGGCGCACUUUGGAAUGCCGAGAUGGCAAUCGCGAGGAACAGUCUACAGAAACACUCAAAACUGUUUGUUCUACUUAAUUUUAUGACACUGACAACCAAUGCCAUCGAGACAGUUAACCUCGUGGACUUCUGCGGCCAAACCAUCCGAGAGGACGGCAUGAUCGUCAACUCCCACCGGGAUUCCCGGAAGUACUACUUCGUCACCAUGGGGACGGACUGCCACCUCACCAUGCAGGCCGCCUCCCCCAAGGACAAGGUGCAGUUCCACUUUCGCUUCUUCCUGGUCUACAGCCUGCUGAGGGUGUCGCCCCUGAGCCCGCCCCUGCUGAGCCCCACGCCGCUGUUUCCGGAAGCGUGGCGGAACCUCUCCCUGCACCACCCCACCAACGGCGGGGUGCGGCCCGAGCCCACGCCCCAGGGGAGCUGGCACGAGGCCGGGGACCCCUGCCACGCCGGGUCCUUCAUCCAGUUCUACGACGGGAAGGACAAGGCGGCACCUCCGCUGGGGCCGCCGCUGUGCGGGAAGACCAUCCCCAGGCCCGUCCUGUCCACGGGGAACUAUCUCACCCUGCGGCUGAUGACCCGGGGCACGCAGCCCAGGGUGGAUUUUAUGGGCCAUUUCACGUCUUUCAGGCUGGCUCUAGGGCUCAACCAAUCAGAAUGCCGCAGUGAACCGUAUUUUACUUGCGAAAACGGGAAGUGCAUUCCUAUGAGUCUGGUGUGCGAUGACAAAGGAAUUGAUAACUGUGGCGACGGCAGUGACCAGGCAGACCGUCCACCUGCAGAUUGCAAAGGCCAGUACUCCACAGCAAGGACCAGGCAUCCAAGGGUGACGCCCCCUUCAUCCAUCUUGAACCCGCCCACUUUAUCUCGGUCUACCAAUAGCUGUGGGACUCCAGAUAAACCAGACUCUGCGUCAGACUCCCGGGACCCCGUGUCCCUGCUGGGGCUGUACGUCCUGCUGGGCGUGCUGGCGGGGAUGCUGGUGCUGUGCUGGUGCUGCUGGUCGCCAGGCUGGUUCCUGUGGAGGGUCAGCGUGUGCCGCUUCCUGCCCUGCUGCAAUUCGGCGUGCGCCUCCUGCCAGCUGUGCACCCGCAGCUGCUCCCGUCCCGAGGAGCAGCUUCGCCCCGGCAAGGUCACGCCCCAGGGCACCGCCACCGUCAUGGCUGUGUAGCCCCGCCCACCCCUGGAACGCGAGGAGGAGUCAUCCCCCACCCCAAAUCCAGGCAGGUGUCACCCGUGGGCUAAUGUGCAAACCCGGGUAGGGCUCCCUCCGUGGACUUUUUUGAGUUGGGCUGCGUGUUCUUCGACCGAACACGAGACUCAAAUCUUUUUUUCCUUUUUUUUUUAUUGCCCUUUUGUGAACCUGAGGAACGUUGUUAUAAAACAGUUACAGCAGACUGGACGCCGCUCAAUAGGACGUUGAGCAUAAGCGAGGAGUUGGAAAUUAAACAAGUGCUGCUUGUUGACACUGAGAUCAGACUCAGAGUCACAAACUGUUAGAUUCAGAUUCACUGAAGGUUUGCAGCGGAUACAGGGUGCUCCGAUAUCAGAGAUAGCUACAGACAACAUUAUCCACUUUCUCCAACCAUGCAAACAUCCAGCUGAAGGUUCCAUUCCUGAGAUAACUACAGCCUGAUAGGUCAGGAUCACCCAUGUUUAACCCCUUUACUGUGUUGUGUGAUCACCCAGCAGAGGUGGAAGAUCCAGGUUCAGAAAGUUAAAAGUUCUCCCCAGUAUUUUGUUCCAAUCACCUGAAUUUCCUAAGCAGCACAAUUCUUCAACCAGGAGGUAGAACUAAUUAGUGAAAUCAGCUGGCUGAGUUCAUGGGUGGAAGAAACACGUGGCGGGACUUCUACUUUCUGACCCCUCAGUCACAUAUACCCUGCACCAGUGUGUGAGCAAUACCACAAUUAUGCACACAAUGCACACAAACAUGCCUGACACUUGACUUUUGUGUUGAAGGAGGGUGAGCAGUAAGUCUGGACACCAUUUGCCAAGAGAAUUCCCACUGUGAUAGGCUCACAUACCAAGCAUUAACAAUACAAUUUACUACAAUGAGCUCAAUCAAAACAAGUUAAAUGCAGUUAUCUCUAAAAUCUUCUUCCAAUUCCUCUCACUACCAAUGAGCUCUGAAGGACCCCCUAAAAUAUCACCUUUCAUGUAAUAUAAUGACUGAUAUUACAAUAUUACAGUGGUAAUUUAGUCGUGUUUUAUAUUCCUAAUAGUUGCUACCUUUUUAUUGUUAUCCAUAGUGUAUGACUGUAGUUUCAUAAGUAUAGACUGAAUACGAGCAGCAUCCAAAGCCUUUUGCUGGAAAAUAAAAAAAAACUUGCUGUUUUGAUAAAUGAUAGCACAGUCCUUGUAUUUAUAACUAGGAAUGGGAUGUACUGAAAAUGCAUCUGGUAUGUCUGUUAAGUUGCCUUUAGAUUUAUAUUUGAGGCAUAAAAGCAAAGAGAUUAUGGCUUUUGUGUUCUGGGGAUCCAUUCAGCCAGUCUAUUCUGCAGCUGAAAAAAAAAAAAAAAUUUUUCCAUGUAAAUGAUAUAUUUGCUGGAUAUACAAAUAUCAAUCAUUUUGUCGUUAAUGUUUAAUAUAUGAAAAGAAAAAAAGGAAUUUUUAAACUACCUAAAUUUGCCUGCUUUGAAGAGUGUUUAAAGCAGGGGGGUAUUACUCUAUAAAUGAUGUUAUUCUCUUAGUUUAGAUUAGUUGUUAGUCUCAAGUCAUGUUAUUUGUUCUCAUUCUGUUCAUGUUGCUCCACCUACUUGAUACCAAGGACAAAUCAGUAUGUUGGGCAUGUACCAACCACCAGGUUAAUAUUAAUGAGUAAGGAAUGUUUAUGAGUCACACCUGAACUCUGAUUGGUUAGAUGGAAGGUAAAAAUGAUUUCACAUGCAUUUAAUUUAAUUUUUUAAUGAGACAUAAAAACCUACACAAAUGGGUUUACUGUCAUUAUUUACUUAUAGCAUUUGGAAACAUAAACAACUGCAAUUUAAAAAAGGGCCUGUUUUUACUGUAACGGAAUAUAUAAUAAAUAUCUUUUCAAAGCCUAA
Molecule: messenger RNA, 3327 nt
Organism: Anguilla rostrata (American eel)
Lineage: Eukaryota; Metazoa; Chordata; Actinopteri; Anguilliformes; Anguillidae
Gene: ldlrad2
Product: low density lipoprotein receptor class A domain containing 2
Exons: 5
Coding region: 300-1451 (383 amino acids)
Molecular function (GO): protein binding
Source: RefSeq, a predicted model, not a curated record